This is a messenger RNA of Dimorphilus gyrociliatus, 3261 nucleotides long. The record is from the annotation of a GenBank genome assembly. NCBI's taxonomy places the organism in Eukaryota, Metazoa, Annelida, Polychaeta, Dinophilidae.
ACGUGACUUAAAAUGGUCGUAGCUGCGCGAUAAUAGAAGCAAUUUGUUUCAUGAAGAUAGGAUUAUUUAAAGAUCGUUACUCUGUUUCAUAAGCGAGGUAAUCCUGGCACUGGCUAAUAUAGAGAGACCCGGUGCAGAACCCGGUGGUAUGCUGCACGAUACCCCGGUCUCACCGGCAUUCAAUAACGCCAACGGUGAAAUGAAAACCGAACUUGGGGAUGAAUCAAAUGGUAUGCAUAUCAAAACCGAGACUGGUCCAGCAGCACCAAACGUGAAGGAUGAAGUUAACGGUGAACAGCAACAACAACCCCAGCAGCAACACGGCGCCACUCCUGUACAGACGCCCGCCAACGGUUUUCCUGCAGCGUCACCGGCUGAUUUUAUGCAGCAUCAGAGCCAAAUUUAUGUCUUCUCGACUGAAUGGGCUAACAAGGCUGCGGACAGUGUGGAAUCCGGUAUAUACAAGAGUAUUAUCGCCUACCAUUACGAUCAACCGGAAACCAAGAGUAUGAUACAGAAAAUGCCUAAUCUAAAACCUCCCACUGGAUUAAACAUGCCGACCUCUAGUAGUAGCAAUCUUCAAGCAAUGUCAGCCCAGCCAGGACCAUCGCCGUCACCAUCGAGCAUGCAAAUGCACAUGGCCUCAAACUAUAUGACUACGAACAUUCAUCAGUCCAAGGUUCCUAACGAAAACCUUACGCCCGAACAACGGGCUCGUCGAGAAGAACAGUUGGCCAGUUUGAGAAAUUUGCAGAAGAUGCUCUUUCCUGAGCAGCAACAGCAGCAUCCAAAUCAUCCAGCUAUGAUGCAACAACAUGGAAUGAUGGCACCCUCAUCUGGGCCAAUGCCUUUUAACCCUGGUGGUCCACCUCAUUUGCCAAUGCAGAGACCUAUGAGCUGGGAACAUAUGAAUCCUGCCCAAAGAGAGUGGCACAAGCUACAGCAGGACUACUAUAUUGAUAAGUUUAAACGCGGUCCCGGACCACCACCACCUGGGCCUCAUGGACAGUUUCCGAUGAGACCUAUGUCACCGCAAAUGCAGCCCAUGCCAUUAUCGCCAUCCGGAAUGCCUCCGGCACCCCCUAACGGCCAGUUUCCGCCGAUGAGACCCAUGUCGCCGGCAUCUCAGAUGCAGCCGCCUCCUGCUGGUAUGUCGAUGCCCUCUCCAGCAGAUAUGCCCCCAAAUCCACCUAACGGACCUGGCAUGCCUCCGUCGAACAAUCCUUCGCCUGUCUAUUCUUCUGGUCCACCAACCAGCCUCAUGGGACCUCCAUCAAUGCCUAACAGUAUGCCUGAUGGUAUGAUGAUGCCUGGAGAGAUGAUGCCCCACUUGCCGCCCUCAUCAAAUGACUACGGAGUUUUUCAGAGGGCCGGACCUCCUGAUCAAUUGAAACCAUCCGAUCUUCAACCAGCCCCAGAAGCUAAACCUCCUCCUAGUUAUGCCGCGGCCGCUGCUAAUGAACCUCCUGUAAAUUCCGGUGGCACAAAAAGAAAGAGAACAGCAGCAGCUGCUGAAUUGGACGAAAAUCACCGGAAAUUACAACCGGCUCCAUCACCCAAACAAUUCUCGUAUCUCACGCAAUUCGACGGGCAGGAGCUGACAAUAACGAGACAAUUGAACUCAGCCUUUAAAGAUUCGAAUUCAGAAGAGCAACCGAGCCCUGCGCCUCCAGCCUCUCAGACGAAUUCGCCGCCGAAUACACCUCGGUCACCCAGUACGCCCAUUCCUGCACGCGCGAAUACUCCCUGUUCUACUCCCGCUCUUCAAGGCCAUCCACCAACACCAACUUACAGUAGUGUUCCGUCGGUUUCCUCAAUAACCUCUUCUUCGUCUCUCACAUAUACGUCGAACGUAAUGAGUACACCUUCGUACAGUGCUCCGUUUUUAUCCAGCGGAAAUCCAACUGUAUAUACAAACUCGGGGCCUAAAAUGACGAAUAUAACUUCUGCGUCAUUAGCUGCACUUGCAGAUUUGGCUACGAAGGCUCCGCAAUCGUGUGCCGCUCCCCAGGAACGUACAUCGACACCUCGUUCCAUGUCACCCAACGUCCUAUCUCCGGGCGUUCGUCAUAGUAAUGCUAAUGUUCACGUUCAAGCUAAAGCGCCAAAUACCAUACAAUAUUUGCCGGCUAAUCCUCCAUCCAGCCAACCGAUGCCCUCUACGCUAGCACCGCCAAUGCAGGGUCAACCACCACACCCGAUGACAGCAAUGAUGGGAGGAGGAGGCGAAGCUCUGAUGAGCACGAUGGAUUUUGACCAAGGACCGAUGAUGAUGCCACCAGGAGGGCCGCCAAUGAUGGACCCUUUUCAUCAACGUCCCCCACAUCAUCACAUGCAACCAGGACCACCAAUGUACAUGAGAGAUAUACGCGGCGGGCCUCCUCCAAGACAAGGACCCCCUCAUCCGGGACCUCCUUUGCCGCAUCAACAGCAACAGAUGCAUAUGCACCCCAUGCAUCACCCAAUGAUGCAUGGUGAACGCUUUAACGGGCCUGGGUCUAUGUUUUAUUAGUCCCUCUAUGCACAGGAGUUCCCGAUCGUGAUAUUGUAUAUAGAAUCAGUAAUUAUUUAUGGACUGUAUUUCUGUAUUUAUGAAAAGAUUGAUUAUUACUAUUCGUUCUCUCUUUUUGUACAUAAUACUGAAACCGUGCGUUCUUUUUUUUGUUACGUGUACAGCGGCAUAUCGCACCUUUUUUCGUUUUUUUUUUUAUACAAACUUAUACAUAUUUUCACACCACGUACAGUGUUGUGUAGGUUAUAUGCUUUCCUCUCUGAGAUUUUUUUCAAUAUAAAAGAAUCUGCUAUAAAAUAUUCAUUAUUUUCUGUAUCCGAUUUAUCUGCAGAACGAGAAUGCUGCUUUACAAAUUUUUUUUUUUUUUGUAAUGUCAGCGUUUCUGAACAAUUUCCAAAGCAUCAAUUGUCGGUAAUGAGAAGAAGAUGAAGAAGGGAAAAAAUUAUUACAUUGUCCCCUACUAUUCAACAAUAAAGCUUAAACGAUGGUCUGGUAGGAAAGGGGCGGGAAAAGAGUAGGAAAGAACGAGCGAAACAGAUAUAUGCGCACAGACAGAGAAAAGAAAUUAUCAAGCUUUUUUAGGUUAGUGGACAAAGAACUAGGUCAAGUAGUGAUCAAGAAAAUUAUUAAAGCUGGUUCGAUAGGAAACGCGAUACAAUCUCGGUAGAAAUCCGUUUCAUUUAUAGGCCUAAUAAGACUGUGUAUACGACAAUAUUUAUGACAUGGCUUGUAUUUUUUAACAAUCCUUU